AUGGUGGACUACUGGCUACCACUGGCAUUUAACGAUGCAGCCCUCUUGAACGUCCUGAUAGGAUGUGCUGCUUCCUUCAGAUUCAAGUCUCAAUUUCUAUCAGGAUGCCCCAUUCUUAUCAGACAUCUAAAUGAGGCGAUGAACAUCGUGAACCACAAACUGACAACUACGUCCACGAGCGAGGAUGUAUCAGACGAGACAUUGGCUGUUGUUGCCACAUUAGCCAUGAUCCAGAAGACGAUCGGGUCUAAUUACGAGUGGAACAUUCACAUGAGAGGAUUGAAAAGGCUCGUGGAUCUGCGCGGCGGGAUGGGUAGUUUGGACAACAAGCCCUUCAUCAAAAGCAAAAUCCUCCGUGCGGAUCUCUGCGGCUCCGUAGACAUCACCCGCCAACCUUAUUUCAACCCACACUACGAACGACUGCCCCUGGAAAAUUUCGGCUAUCUGUCCCUCCCACUAGGAUUUAGGGAUCUGGACGAAAUAUUGAAUCUCGACGCAAUUCUGAAAAAUGUCAUCCUGACCCUUCAAGCCUCUUUGAAAACCACAUCAAGCCUUCCCUUGACCAAGAACCAAAGUCAUGCAGCGCAGGUCAGAUUUUCCUUGACAUCUGCUCAAUAUGCCCUGUUAUCUAUGGAUUGCGGAAAUCUAAGCAGUCCUAUUACCAGAGCACAGGAAACUUGUCGACUUGCGGUUCUAUUGUUUACAGCGACCAUGUUUAAGGAGCUACCCUCUGGUCUUUCCGGCAUAGUUGGACGAAUCAUGGAGCUUCUCAGUGAUAGAGAAACGUGCAAUUGGCUGACCCCUGCCUUUCAAACCUGGGCCCUGUGUCUCGUCAUGGCCUCUUCACCAUCCGAAGCGCAGAAGUCAUAUCUCUCCCUGCUGUCAUCUAUUCUUUCUGACAUGGGCGUUGAUACAGAAGAGAAACUUGCUUUGUUACUGUCUACCUUUCAUCCAAAAGAUGCUUCGCACCAGGUAUAUGUGGGUGUGACAAAAGAGUUUUAG
Molecule: messenger RNA, 1002 nt
Organism: Aspergillus melleus
Lineage: Eukaryota; Fungi; Ascomycota; Eurotiomycetes; Eurotiales; Aspergillaceae
Exons: 3
Coding region: 1-1002 (333 amino acids)
Source: RefSeq, a predicted model, not a curated record